AUGCUUUUGAAGGGAAAAGUUGCAGCCAUCACGGGCGGAGUCACGGGCAUCGGCAGAGCCAUUGCGGUUGAAAUGGCGGCUCAAGGAGCCAAGGUGGUGGUCAAUCACUUGGACAGUGAAGAACAAGCCCAACUUGCCGAGGAGCUUGGAAAAGAGAUUGGACUCGAAAGCUUCUUGGCUGUGCCGGGCGACAUCUCCAAGCCGGAAACAAGCAAGCUCUUGAUCUCCAGAACGGUUGAGCGGUUUGGCGAAAUCAACGUUUUCGUUUCCAACGCUGGAAUCUGUCAGUUUGCCGAGUUCAUCGAUAUGGACCCGGAAAUCUACUACAAAACCGUUGAUAUCAACUUGAACGGCUCCUUUUUUGCGAUCCAGGCGGCAGCCAGGCAGAUGAAGGACCAGGGUAAGGGCGGAAGCAUCAUCGGGAUCCUGUCCAUCUCUGCUCUAGUUGGAGGAUCCAUGCAAACACACUAUACGCCAACCAAGGCGGGAAUUGUCUCUCUUAUUCAAUCUACAGCCUGUGCUUUGGGCCCCUACGGCAUCAGAUGCAAUGCCAUUCUUCCAGGCACGAUCCAGACGGUUCUCAACGAGGAGGACUUGAAGGAUCAAGCCAAGAGAACAUACAUGGAGGGAAGAAUCCCGCUUGGGCGGUUGGGAGUUACGCAGGAUAUCGCCGGUCCUGCUGUGUUUUUGGCCAGCGACAUGUCGGGAUACAUGAACGGAGCCCAGCUUCUCGUGGACGGUGGAGCCUUUGUGAAUUUCCAGUAG
Messenger RNA from Candidozyma duobushaemuli, 765 nucleotides. Its product is annotated as SDR family NAD(P)-dependent oxidoreductase. Bases 1 to 765 code for a protein of 254 amino acids. The transcript has a single exon. Gene Ontology annotation, molecular function: oxidoreductase activity, acting on the CH-OH group of donors, NAD or NADP as acceptor. The record is from RefSeq and is a predicted model, not a curated record. Lineage: Eukaryota; Fungi; Ascomycota; Pichiomycetes; Serinales; Metschnikowiaceae.